AUGCGCACAACCCUUCGGAGGUCCUGCAACGCGUGCGCAAAGGCGAAGCUCGGCUGUGAUCUCAGAAUCCCCCAGUGCUCUCGGUGUAUCAAGAGAAACUCCAAAUGCGUAUAUGCAAAUAAACCGCUAAACUCAUCCUUGGAUGCAUAUGGAUCGUCUACAGAGGUGACUAGCUACAGUCCACCGGCUGCAACCGCCUCUUUCGAUCCAUUUGAUUCAUAUCCGCCGACAAGGCUUCCUAGACUACAUGUUCAACGCCUGAUCCACCGAUUUCUGUCCAGCAUUGCGUUUCAAUACUAUCCGCUAGACCUCAAUAUGGGCUCUAAUCCAUUCAUUGUUUCUUGGUGGCCUCUUGCACUUGCUGACCAAGCACUAUUUCAUGUGUCAUUACAGACCGCAUCUCUUUACGAGGAGCUGCAGGCGCAGAAGGGGUUCCCGAUUUCAGACCUCCUCAUGGUCGACUCGAUUGCUUUCGUGAGAAGAAGAAUCGAAGAUUCAUCAUUAGCAUUUCAAGACGAGACGCUAGACUCUGUGGUAACGUUGGCUGCUAUUGAGCAUGGAAAGGGCAAUAUCGAAGCCAGCAGAAUGCACAUUGAUGGAGUCAAAAGAAUGGUUGGCAUCAGGGGUGGAAUCGAUGAGCUAAAACAGAGAAGCCCGCUCACGGCGAGAAUGGUCUCAUGGGUAUCUAUGCUUGUCAUGGAAGCGCCUCAAUUCCCGAUUAAAGACGACUCUGGCCAUGGAGAUGGAAUCAGCGCAAUACCGCAGUGGCAGCUGGUUUCGACAGACGCGGAGAUACAAGACGCGAAUCUGUAUAAACUAAAUGUCACACCAGCUAUGAGCGACAUCUUGUCUCGGCUCAGGAACAUCUUUCAUCAUUCAUGGCAUUCAAGUUUGACCAAUACGCAGCUGCAUGAUCUAACCUGUUUUGUUAUGCACAAAUUGCUGCUGGUGCCUCCAUUCCUGGAUGCAAAUGCAGACCCAGUGCAAUCGGCCGCCUCUGAGUGUCUCCGAUACGCGACCGCACUUUAUAUGCUAAUCUUACAUGGCACCACAUAUUAUUCCCACGUUGGCUUAGCCAAUGCCAUCAUUCUUCAGCUCAAAGGCCAUCUGGCGGCCCUGCUGAGAAAUGACCAUAUCAGCGGUCCACUAGGGAUCUGGGCUAUUUCCGUUGGCAUGGUGGCCACCGUUGGCACCAGGAACCACGAAUGGUUUACGGAUCAAGCGAGCGUGGCUGCAGCAGCUCUCGGCUUGAACACAUGGGAGGAUGUCCUUACGCAUCUGCAGAGCAUCCUCUGGGUAAGGGUGCCACAAGAGGAACUUUUCCGCCAGGAGUGGGAGGAAGCGUUUAAGACGGCUGCAAAAGGAGGUUAG
Molecule: messenger RNA, 1371 nt
Organism: Trichoderma breve
Lineage: Eukaryota; Fungi; Ascomycota; Sordariomycetes; Hypocreales; Hypocreaceae
Product: fungal zn(2)-Cys(6) binuclear cluster domain-containing protein
Exons: 5
Coding region: 1-1371 (456 amino acids)
Biological process (GO): regulation of DNA-templated transcription
Molecular function (GO): zinc ion binding; DNA-binding transcription factor activity, RNA polymerase II-specific
Source: RefSeq, a predicted model, not a curated record